Molecule: messenger RNA, 502 nt
Organism: Hibiscus syriacus
Lineage: Eukaryota; Viridiplantae; Streptophyta; Magnoliopsida; Malvales; Malvaceae
Exons: 2
Coding region: 89-460 (123 amino acids)
Source: RefSeq, a predicted model, not a curated record
AAUUAUAUAUUGGCAAAUUUUUUCCUCUAAGCCAAUAUUACUCUUAUUAAUAAAAUUUAUCUUUGCUGUGCCAAAAAAAGCCUAGGAAAUGAAGGAUGACGAGUUAAAGCAAGUGUAUCCACAUCUGUCCCGAAAUGAUCGAGCAGCUGUUAUCGAAGCAAUUCACGGUUCUGGGAAUCCGAACAGAGCGCUUGGGAUAUUAGAUGAUGCAUAUGUAGCCUCCGGCCAAGAAACCUACCACCAAAACUUUUGGAAAAUGAUCGUGCCGAGAUCGGACCAACGCAGGGGUCAACAUCGGUCCACCAGUCGAUCUGAGGUUCAGUCGAAUUCUCGAAGUCGAACUGAGGUCCAGUCAAUUUCUCAAAGAGGAAGCGAGAUUCAAAGACAUCCUCGAAGUCAUGCUGAUGUUCAAAGGGCCUCUCAUUCAAGCAAAGGUCGGAUUCUACCAAGAGGCUCUUAAAGCAAUUACCGAGGUGUGUAAGGUCAGAUUAUGUUAAGAGAU